Molecule: messenger RNA, 2706 nt
Organism: Sphaeroforma arctica JP610
Lineage: Eukaryota; Ichthyosporea; Ichthyophonida
Exons: 7
Coding region: 1-2445 (814 amino acids)
Source: RefSeq, a predicted model, not a curated record
AUGACAUUUAUCUUUGAGUCGGUAUACGAUCUGUCCUUUACCGCCCGUGAGGUUUUGUCUACAUUGCGUCUUUUUUUAGAGUUGAGACGAAGGCAUCCCUUAUCGGACUCGUACCGAAGCAGAACCAACAUACAGUCAGACGUGUGGAAAGGUGCUACCAGCAACAAACGUCAGCAUACACCUCCUACGCCCACAUUACAAGCAGCAGCAGUGAAUACGUUUGGGAAAAAUGACGGUACUAGUAUACAGCCUCCGCGCGAACAUUUGCGUGGAAAGAGUCACGCACAACGGAAAGAGAGAAGAACCCCCGACGUGACCCUGAACGAGGCACCGAUGCACACUUCAGAUGCCGAGCGUAGAGAUCGAAGUCUGACUGAUAUGGCCAGGAUAAUCAGUUCGACGAACGUGCAAGCUGGAUCUCAAAAGAGCGACAGGGUACCGCACGGGGUGGACUCUAUUAUUUCGCACACAGGCGAAAGUGUCUCGGGCGCUUCCAACUUCAUUAGAUCGCACAUCGACAGCGCUGUUCGCCUACUGACAAGAUUGACUAUCGGGGAGAUGAAAAACAGCUCAAACUCAGAAACGGAACAGCUCGCAAUCCCGCAACAUCUGUCAGAGAGUAUGCGUGAUGGUAGCAAUGAUGAGCUGGGGGCAUUGCCAUCGCACAACUUUAGCUCUACAACUACUGGGAGUGGUAUUCAUGACAGAGUCAAGAAGAAUUCUGCGAGGAUACCAUCUGGCUUAAUUGGUUCUGAUCGAGUUAAAAAUGUCUUAGAGCUGGAUGUCGAUGAGGAGGUCUACUCGCUCUUGUGUAAGCAAGACGUGUGUAAGCAAGACGUGACUCACACGCAUGCACGCUCCUCGCCAUCACUGCAUCGGAGAAGGCAUUCGGUCUACGACAUUCCCGUGUCCUUACUAGACACGCACGCACUGGUUCCGAACUUUUCACACCUGCAACCUUCAGAUAUGCCGUCACACACCCAGCAUCAAUCCACACCGAAUAUAUACCCGCUCAACUGUGAUUCGGGUGGCAGAGAAACAGCCGACUCACCGUCUACCCAUACCACUACCAGAGACAUGACUCGUGAUAGGAAAAGUUCUGGGCACACACCGAAGACGGUUGAGAACACCCCGUUAAGAAGGGUGGAGAAGAGGAACAAUACUGCACACAGCACGGCAGAGGCCAGUCGAACAUUUGUGCGGAUUAAGCGAACAGACACUGGACAUGUGAUACAACUCGCCCGAUCAUGCCCGGUCACUGCCGAUGGCUUCAAAGCAGCCACCUCGAGGGGUCUCAAACAUUUGCAUCUCGCAUACGACCUUGGGUAUCGCUCAUGCACAGUGUUGGGGAUCCCUCUGCUGCAACGUGUGGAUUACAACGUGUAUGCGGUGUUUAAUGGCGUGAGUGAGGUGUCGCCGUUUGGGUUUGUGCAUAUGACGGUGAAGAAACGAGAGCACGUGGUGCAGAGGAGUGCCGACGACGAUUGGGAAACACAAAUGCACCAGCCAAAGUUCGUGCAUGCAAAGUCGUCUCAAGAAGGUAGCGGCAGAGGGUCUCUACGAAGCUCCGGGUCAAUGUCAGAUCUAUAUAGAAAUGUAGACGAACGAGCAGACAGCCGCCAAGGGAUAUCACGACCAGAGAAAAGUAUAAGCAGUCUCAAUCUGAGAGGGCUGGCGCGUAUGCAUGUGACAGACGACGAUGGGGUUAGAGAUAAAGUAUUCGAUUGGGAAUCAAAUAAGCCGGGGCGAGAGAUCGGAGCUGGUUACCCCCGUUGGGCCAGCACGGAAGGGCUGAGUAUGGGUGCUGACUUGGCCCAAGCAAGGUCUAAUUCACAACUCCCACAACGGCCACUACCAAAUACAGUGUUCGGGUUCAGAAGUCCUUCGCCGGGCCUAGACACCCGCGACGGGAGGGAUGGAUCUCUUAGUGUCCAGGGGCCUCUGGCGCAGGCCGAGUUUGAGAUUACCUGUGACUGCACCAAGCCUGUCAAGAGCAGGCCACGACACAUGCCACUAGCGUCGAGAGCUGAUACAAACAGAACGGCAGGGUGGGGAAAUGAUGCCCACGAGCGUGCAGAUGGGCAUACACAGUCGAGCACGCGAGUGCAACCAGACACUCCUGCAAAUAAGUAUGCUGCUACGAAUGACUUACUACGCACAGCAGCACAUCCAUACGCCUCUGUACGUGAAGGUGAGAACGGGGGGGAACACAGGUACAAUGCAUCCCCCUCAACGACAGAUCCAGACGCCCAGGGACGGGAGUGUACGCUAGGCGAGGCAUCCGAUAGGUACUGUGUGCAUGGCACAUGUUUUCUGUGGCAUUUGCACAGUCUAGAGGUUGAGGACAAGCACGUACCGUUAGAGCAGAAGGCACUCCCACCGUACGAGGAUAUGGAGAUGGCGCUGCUGUUGCUAGGUAACGGUGCGAGUGGGGGUGGAAUAUAAGUGUCAAUGUAUGACGAAAUAAGACAUUUUGUGUGGCAGAAUCAACCGCAGGUGUGUGGCUGAAGAAUUCAAUGGUGACAGGCCAAUGGCUCUGUGAAGUCUAUACGCGCAUAAACGCUCUUCCUGUUCCCAUAGAAGGUUAUUAUAUCAUUAUAGCACGGUUUCAGACCAGUGGGAGGCUAUGGUUUGCAAAUUAUAAGUGCACGCAUAGUGUGAUGAUGGUACAGAAUCGCGAGAUAAAACUAAUACAUAUAUAAAGAC